AUGUUUGAGAAUUGUAGAGCGGAUUUGAAGCAGAAAUGGCGGCAAUAUCUAGCAGCUUCACUGGCGAGCUAUGGCAGUUUGUGUACGGGUAUGUCAAUGGGCUGGACGUCUCCUGUCUUCCCUCAGCUGCGUUCAGAGAACUCGCCUCUGCCCCGGGAACCUACGCUGGUGGAGGAGAAUUGGAUAGGGUCGUUGUUGGUGCUUGGCGGUUUACUAGGCCCUCUUAUAACCGUUCCGCUAUCAAACCGCGUGGGUAGACGAUGGAUCAUCAUGGGCUCCAACAUACCCCUGCUCCUAGGAUGGCUUCUGGCUGGAGUGGCGACAAGUCUUCCAACAUUAUACGCAGCAAGAGUCAUGUGGGGUUGUGCCACGGGCAUGCAAUUCGCGACCGUUCCACUUUAUAUUGGAGAAAUUGCUGAAGAUAAGAUUCGAGGAUCACUAAGCGCCCUUUUCCUCCUGUUUAUCAACGUGGGAUUUUUGCUAGCCUAUGCGAUUGGUCCUUUCUCCACUUAUUGGGGCCUGACUGCAGCUGGUGGUAUCUUGUCCCUAUUCUAUGUACCGUUCACGUGGUUCAUACCAGAGACGCCCUUCUUUUUGAUGUUUAAAGGAAAUGUAGCUGAAGCAACUGAGGUAUUACAAAAACUUCGUGGUCUACCUAAAGAAGCUGUUCAAGCUGAAGUAGACGGUCUCCGAGCUAUGAUCGCGAGGGAAUUCAAAACGGAACCAAGUGUUAAAGACUUGUGGGCUACGAGAGGAAAUCUAAAAGCUUUAGGUAUCUGCGUCUUCCUAGCAAUGUUACUACAACUAUCUGGUAUUGAUGUUCUCCUGUUCUACAUGGAAGAACUCCUCGUGAAGGUCGGCACUAGGAUCUCAGCAUCAGACGGCACUAUCAUCAUGGGUGUUGUACAGGUAGUUACAAGUUGCAUAACACCACUUGUCGUGGACAGACUUGGCAGGAAGCUGCUCAUGUGGACGACUUCACUUGGACUCACUAUAUUUUUGGGUAUCAUAGGCGUGUACGCGUUACUGGAUUCUCACUACAAAUACAACGUGGCCCCAUAUGCCUUCCUGCCGUUGUUAUGCCUCAUCGUAUAUAUGAUAUUGUUCACGUUAGGCGUGGGUCCUGUCCCAUGGAUCUUGGUGGCAGAGAUGUUCCCCGUCAGGACCAAGUGCCUCGCGAGUGGCAUAGCCUCGUUUUGCUGCUGGCUAGCUGGUUUCGUCUGGACACGAUUUUUCCGUGACGUAGCAGCUUCGUACGGGAUCUAUACAGCAUUUUGGAUAUUAGCUGUGUGCUGUGGUUUCGGCUUCAUCUUCUCCAUCAGCCCAUUGUUACCGGAGACGAAGGGGAAGACAUUUGAUGAAAUACAGGAGAUGUUAAACAAAGGAUCAAAAGAAAACAAACCAGUAGACGUCUAG
Messenger RNA from Leptosia nina, 1416 nucleotides. Lineage: Eukaryota; Metazoa; Arthropoda; Insecta; Lepidoptera; Pieridae. The record is from the annotation of a GenBank genome assembly.